Acanthocheilonema viteae is the source of this 1443-nucleotide messenger RNA. The record is from the annotation of a GenBank genome assembly. Lineage: Eukaryota; Metazoa; Nematoda; Chromadorea; Rhabditida; Onchocercidae.
AUGUGUAAUGAUGGAGAAGAAAAUGCUAAUAAUAAUGGAGAUGGCUCUGUGAAUUCUAUGAAUGUCACUGUUAAAAAUAAACUCACUUCGCAGGAAAGUGAUUUGGACGCACUUCAGGAUAGUACAGAACGUAAUAGUGAUAUGCUCGGUGUGAGUAGAGGAAGAGUUGCAGCGAAAAGUAAAAAAAGAGAGCUUCAGGGCUUCGAUCGCAGGAAUUUCAUUCUUCAUCAGCGCUUCAUUCGCAGAGAUUUUAAUGCAUGCAAAGCCCUGAUAAAGGAGAUGGCAGAUGAAUACAGCGAAAUGUGUGAAUAUCCGUUUUGCAUUAGAGGUAAAAUAGCUCGAAUGGAGGGAAAUUUUCGUGAAGCUUUAAUGUGGUAUGAGAAGGCGCAGUUAGUGAAUCCUCUAAAUGGUGCUUAUAUGCGUGAAAUUGGUUGUUUACAUUUCUUACUUGGAAGGCACGCUAAAGCAUCAGAAGUUUUUUUGGAUGCAAUUAAACUGAAUGAAAAAGAUUGGAAAUCGUACUAUUGGCGAGCAAUGGCAUUAUAUCAUAUCAAACAGGAUUCUGAAUCUGCACUUAAAGCUCAAGAAUGUUUACUUACAGCCCCAACAGCUGCACAACAUGCUGAAAUUUUGACGUUUCUAGCAAGAUUAUGUGAGCAACGUAAUGACAUCAAGCUAGCAAUCGAUGCGCAAAAGAAAGCAUUGGAAUUAGAACCAGAGAAUCUUGAUGUUCUUACAAAUAUGGGACUGCUUCAUGCAAGGUGGCAGAAUGAUGACCAAGCAUUUGAUGCCUUUGGUAAAGCCCUCAGCUAUGAUCCUACAUAUCCACAAAGUAUUCUUGCCGCUGGUUCUAUCAUACAAACCAAUGGUGAAUACGAUGUUGCUCUAACAAAGUACAGAAUAGUUGCCGAGAAGUGCGAAUACAACGGACCGUUAUGGAAUAAUAUCGGCAUGUGUUUCUUUGGUAAAGGCAAAUGCGUUGCAGCGAUAAGUUGUCUGAAGAAGGCUAAUUAUUUGUGUCCGCUUGAAUGGAAAAUCUGCUACAAUCUUGGCAUAGUGCAUAAUGCUAUGGAGCAGUAUGCAUCUGCUUAUCAUUUUCUAUCAUCGGCUGUCAAUUUAAAUACGCGUUCGACAAUGCCUUACAUGGCACUAGCAGUAGUACUAACAAAUCUUGAUGAUACGCUCAAUGCUAACAAGGCUUACGAUAGAGCGCUUCACCUUGACAAGAACAAUAGUGCUCAAAUACGUUUAAAUUAUGCCAUAUUUAAAGCGAAGCAAAAAGAAUUGAAGGAAUCGGCUGAAUCAUUGCAAGCAUUCUAUAAAGCAAUCACAAACAAGCAAAGACCCUCGCAAGAAAUGCUAUUUGCAGCAGAUAAUUUGAAACGAUAUUUGGAUCAAGCAGGUAAAUACGACAAAGCUACAGAUGAAAGCAGUAUCCUUUGA